AUGGUGAAAAUUAUAGGUUUAAGAAACUUAAAUAGAACUGAAAUUCAAGAAGUAGUUUUUGAAAACGAAGGUAUUCAAUUAGAUGCUACUAUUGUUAACGAUUUCAUAUGCGAAACUAAAGAAGCUCUUUUAUCUCUUGAUGAAAUUAACAAAAUAAUUGAUUUAAAUUCUAGCAAAUUAUCAUAGGCAAUUCUCGAUUUGAAGCUCGAGAAGGAAAGCAAUUUUUCAAGAGGCUUCUUAUUCAUUCUUUCUUUAGCACUUACUAAGUCCAGAAAGAGCAUUCGCAAGUCAACAAUCGAAUUCGUUCUUUCUACAUUCAACGCAUUUGUCAAGCCAUCAGGUCUUUCUGUUAAUCCUUAUAACAUUUUGAGAGUAUUCUAUGGUCAGUAAGGUAUUACCGAAGCCUUAACAACUGCUGGAAUUGCCCCAGUUUAACUUACAAAAGACGAAGUCGAACUUAUUCUCUUAAGUGUUCAAAGUACAUACGUCUCUGCUUUAACUUUAUGGAAUCUUUUUGGAACAAAGAAUGUUUUGAAAUUAGGCAGCGUAAGUUAUGCAUUCUUCUGCGAAAGUGGCUAUAUUAACACUGAAUAAUUCUUAACUGCUUAUUCAGAAAAGAGAAGCUUACAAAGAAGCAUUUCUCUUCUUGCCACUGAAAUUUAAAAUUUAUUAUUCUCCAGCAGACUAUCUAAAAAGAAAGCCACUUAAGAAAUCACUUCUUGGAUAGAAAUUGCAGGCACUGUUAGAAAUGGUUUACAAUCAUUACUUGAUUUCUUAGUAGACGAAUUAGCAGUUGAAAGUGAUGAUGUUAAAAUUUAAUCUUCAGGAGUUACUAACCAAAUUGAGUUAAAGAAUUUCAUGGGUUUGAAUAACUUAUUAAUUUCUUUACUUGGUAGUAUCAGUCUUUAGGCUAUCAACACCUUAAAUAGAAUAGUUUCAAAUGCUGGUCUUUUGGAAAAUAAAGUAAAAACUCUUCUCGCUGAAGUUGUUUCUUAUAACUCUUCACUUAAUUUCAGUUAUUUGACUGGCAAUUAUAAGGCAUUAGGUGAAAACUUUAUCCUUGCUCUUUAAUUCGAUAAGUAUAUUUCUUAUCUUUACCAAGCUAUCCAAUAUGAAUUCUUUGUUUCUUAUUACACUUUACACGCUCUUAACAAGCAACUAAGCGAGAACAAAAAAGGAAAGGAAGAUGAUAGCAAAAAGAAGAAGAAAGAAGUUAAGCUUUUGCAAUUAGGUAAGGGAACAGAAGUAGUAUUCAAUGAAGUUUAAGAAAAGUUUAAAAUUGCUGGUGAAGAAAAGUGCUUAGAAGUAGAAGAGAAUAUCAGCUAAAACUAUUUCAGCUUACACAACAACUAGCUCUUAGCUUAAAUCGAUGAAUUAAUUGCCCCUCGUAAUGAAGAAAGACGUAAGCCUAAGAUUCCUAAAGGUACAAGAGAUUUCAACCCUCUUUAAAUGGCAAUCAAAAGAAAGGUUUUCAAGAUCAUUUAAGGUAUUUUACUUCAACACGGUGCUGUUGAAAUCGAUACUCCUGUUUUUGAACUUAAGGAAACCCUUACUGGUAAGUAUGGUAAUGACUCUAAAUUGAUUUACGAUCUUGACGAUUAAGGUGGUGAACUCUUAUCUCUUAGAUACGAUCUUACCGUUCCUUUUGCCCGUUUUCUUGCUACUCAAUCUCUUACAAACUUCAAGAGAUUCCACAUUGCCAAGGUCUAUAGAAGAGAUUAACCUAACAUGACUAAGGGAAGAUAUAGAGAAUUCUAUCAAUGCGAUAUCGAUAUUGCUGGUAAUUACGAUCCUAUGAUUCCUGAUGCUGAAAUUAUUAAGGUCGUCAAUGAUAUUUUAUAAGCAUUAGAACUCGGCUCUCCUUUCACUAUUAAAGUUAACUCUCGUAAAAUUUUGGAUGCCAUGAUUGAGAUAGCUGGUGCUCCUCAUUCUAAGUUCAAAACUAUUUGUUCUUCAAUCGACAAGCUUGAUAAGGAACCUUGGUCAGAAGUUAGAAGAGAAUUAAUUGAAGACAAAGGUCUUGAUGUUGUUAUUGUAGAUAAAUUAGGACAUUUUGUUUCUUACAAGGGCAAGCCUUUUGAGUUAUUAUAAAAAAUCAAGGAUGACAAAUUAUUUGAUGCUUCCGAAGCUGGUAGAUAGGGAGUAUAAGAAAUGACUCUUCUUUUCGAUUACUUAGAAGCUAUGAACUGCCUUUCUAAUGUUAGCUUUGAUCUCUCAUUGGCAAGAGGACUUGAUUACUAUACAGGUAUGAUUUACGAAGCUGUUCUUGAAGGUGCUAACAUCGGCUCUAUUGGUGGUGGUGGCCGUUAUGAUGGCUUAGUUGGAAUGUUCUCUUCCAAAUAAAUUCCUUCAGUCGGUGGUUCUGUUGGUAUUGAACGUGUUUUCAAUAUUUUGGAAGAACAAUAUAAGAAAAAAUUAUCAAUCAGAGCAACUGAAACAGAAUUUUUAGUUUGCACUGUUGGUAAUGGCUUAUGCAAAGAAAAACUUAGAUUAGUAAACGAAAUGUGGGCUCGUGGACUCAAGACUGAAAUUAUUUACUCAGAAAAACCUAAACCUAGAAAACAAUUAGAUUAUGCUUAUGAAAACUAAAUUCCUUUCACUAUCUGGUUAGGUGAAGAAGAAAUUAAGGGAGGCUUUGUCAAGGUUAAGUGUACCUACACCAAGGUAGAAGAACCUUGUCCAAGAGAUAAGCUAUUUGAAACACUCGAACAAAAACUUGUUCAAUACCAUGAUGAUUUAAUUAAUGAUCGUGUUGUUUAUACUUAUGAAGAAAUUAAGGAAAAUUGA
Messenger RNA from Tetrahymena thermophila SB210, 2787 nucleotides. Its product is annotated as histidine-tRNA ligase. Gene Ontology annotation, biological process: mitochondrial translation; histidyl-tRNA aminoacylation. Lineage: Eukaryota; Ciliophora; Oligohymenophorea; Hymenostomatida; Tetrahymenidae. The record is from RefSeq and is a predicted model, not a curated record. The transcript is spliced from 7 exons. Gene Ontology annotation, cellular component: mitochondrion. Gene Ontology annotation, molecular function: histidine-tRNA ligase activity; ATP binding.